Molecule: messenger RNA, 1885 nt
Organism: Acanthoscelides obtectus
Lineage: Eukaryota; Metazoa; Arthropoda; Insecta; Coleoptera; Chrysomelidae
Source: the annotation of a GenBank genome assembly
UUUUCGAGCUAUUUUUGUAGUCGCACCCAGACAUUUUCAAUAUCGUGUAUCCUACUACUUAGCGUAUGAGAGCAGUUAAUUGACAAACGACACUCUCCUCAGGUCACACUCACCAUAUGAAUGGCUACGCUAUCCCUGUUCCAGCUGGACCUAUUUCUUCCAUAACCACAACACAAGGAGCUGCACUGCCUUUACAACGGGGGCGAGGUGAAGAGCAAACAAGCAGUAGGUAUGAUGCAGAUCAUACGGUUCUUUCCGGAGUAGUAAUUGAUUGGGGCCAUGGCUGGGGCUGGGGCCAAGCAGCCUGGGUGGCGCAGAUGUGCGCUGUCCAAAACGAAGCGGGAGCAGUAGGUUCGUCUUUCCACUACCAGUCUUCGUCAGCUGCGGAGGAUUACACGAUGGGCGGAUGUGACGAAAUAGACUGGAGUGCGUUUGGUGAUUUUGGAUUUUAAAGGCCACCCUUGAUGGGGCUGGAGCAACGGAUUCUCGAUUAUUCAUAAGUGACAUCUAGCAUGUUUCAGAUCAAUACAUGUGAAUAUUGAUCUUAUCGCAAUUUUGUAUGUGCAUAUUUAAUAUUUUGUAAACUACUCGUAACCCUGUAAAUCAAUUGAUGUAUUUUUACAUGGACUACAGUACUCGCCAUAAAUGAUUGAAAAACAAAUAUAGAUGAACAAACAAACACGUUCUGCUUAAACUGUUAAAUCUUGACAGUAUGAAUUUAAGAAUUGACAGGACAGACAAAAUUAGAAAUUCUCUCAUUUGCAUAGAUACUGAAAAAAUCAUACCAGUAAAAGUAUUCAAAAUAUUUCAAACAGUAACAUAUCCAUUAUCCUUUCUAAUUUCUUUCGAUGUUUGUGAGAUAUUCUAGAAAUCGUUCUCGUCAAAUCAAGGGUAUGUGUAAAAUGUAUAAACAUUAUCGACUGUGAUCUAAGCCGUCUAGCACAUUGGGACAAGUAACAUUGGAAAUUGAAUUGAAUUGAACAACUGCACCUCCUUUACUGUACAAACACUCCAAUCUACAGCUCUACAUGCAGGAAUUUAGAGUGACAAGUCGGUGAGCUGGAGGUCAUCUCUGUUUAGGGGCGCAACAGAAGUUUAAUGCCUCCAAGCCUCCAAGACAAUGUUACAAGAAGCUUCAUGACGCUCAUCCGGUUGCGGUGGAUGGCCGAACUCUACGAAGUAGCCAAUCAUUUCGGCUGGUCAGAGUCCAGAUGACUUGAUCUGGAGGAACAUCUCGUCAAUAGCGGCUGCUGCUGGGAAAAAGCUCACCUAUUUGUAUAAGGCUAGACAGUACUUUCCUCCAGAUGACUUCCUCACUCCGCAUGUUUAGAGUGCUUGCUCCCAGAUUACGUUGUCCUUGCUCAAUGGGACUCUUUCCCCCUGGCGGGCCGUCGGCGAUCUAGCUCUCUUCUACCGGUGCACUAGCGCACUCUGCUCCUCAGAACUCUCGUCCAUGAUACCGCCACGUGAUGUGCCUGCCAGACCCACUUGACUUCGGGCUCACAUCCUCACCGUGUCGAACUUCGAACAUCCAGAACUGACCAAUACGACCGCUUCUUUGUACCUAGGGUAUUGAAAGUGUGGAACUAUCAAGAUGAGGAGGCUUUUCUCAGAUCUUCUAACCUUAGGUAGAUCAAAAAUCGGAAUAACAAAGUAUCAUUGGGAUCCUUAUAGCAGUCCUGGCAUUUAAGCUGCUUCAGUGUAAAAAAAAGAUACGCAGUAACAUUUAGAGCUAUGGAUGUUGUACGAGUCCAUACAGGGUGUCCCACGGAAAAUUACAGCGACCGAUUACUCAACAAGUAGGAGCACGACGGUUAUGACAAUUGUGGGUGAUAGAAGUAAUUCGAUUAAAAUAGUUUUAAAAUGGUAGCACUUGCAGAUGUAC